UCCUCUUCCACUAGGAGAAGGCACAGCCUGCAUCUGCAGCCCCAGGGCCACUGGGUUAGGCCUGUGGCCAAACUACCAAGGUGCCGGGAGACUAAGGAGGCCCAGCGCCACCUGGGGCCACCAAGCCCGUGGUGACAGCCUCCCCAUGGACCGGGCUGUCCCAAGAGCAGCAAGUCGGCCAGGGCCCUCAGGGCCGCUGAGGCCACUGCUCUGUGUCACCGUAAUGGAAACUUCUCAGCUGGUUGUGAGCUGCAACAGCUCUGGUUCACACCCUGCGACAGCAAGGCUCUGACUGCCAGUGGAUCUCAGGGCCGGUCAGGCGGGUGAGCCACCCCAGAGGUACAGCACCAGCAGGAGCCCAGGGCCAUGUUCCAGUAAAUGAGGACUGCAGCAGGAGCCUUGAGCCCUGACUCCCGGCCAGAGACACGACAUCAGACCAGAAAGAAUGAGGAGGACGCGUGGGGCCCACGGGCGUGCAGGGCAGAGAGGGAGGACAACAAGAAGUGCCCCCCCUCCAUCCUGAAAAGGAGCCGGCCGGAGCAUCACCGCCCAGGGGUCGAGCCCCAGAGGACCGCGAGGCGUGUGCGGUUCCGAGAACCCCCAGCGGUGACCGUCCACUACAUUGCUGACAGGAACACCACGGCCACUGUCAGGGUGCCCGGCAGGCCCAGGCCACACAGCGGCUCCCUGCUCCUGCGGCUGUGCGUGUGCGUCCUUCUCGUGCUGGCCCUGGGCCUGUACUGCGGCCGGGCCAAGCCCGUGGCAACGGCACUGGAGGACCUGCGGGCCCAGCUCCUCAGCCUUGUCCUGCACCUGCAGCACGCGGCCCUCACCUGCUGGCACGGCCUCCUGCGGCUCUGAUGGGCAGGACGGGCAGGGCUUCCCGGAGAGCUCAAGCACUCCAGGGGCUCUGAGACAGCCUGAGCCCUGGCCCUGCUGCUUGGUGAAUCAUGAAGGCCAAGAAGGGCUGCUGCCUGGGGGCCGACUGGGAAAAGUGGGACCCCAUGGCGUGAGACUGGACAUGGGGGGCACAGCGGGCGGCCCUGCCACACUAGUCAGCACAGCCCUCCUGUCUCCUGUGUUGGGUCCAUGUGAGAUUUUAUUAGAAAGAGGAUUCGACUGCUAACAGUUGGGGCUCCCUAGGCUCACCCAAAGACCCCUCCCUUGUCCCAGCAGGAACUCCUGCUGCUGCUAGGGCCCGGCCCAGCCAUUGCCGUGUGCACCCGCUUGAGGAGGGGGGCAUGCUGCCUGUGUUCGAGGGGCUGCUCGGAGGAGGCAAACCCAGCCUUUUGCAAUUAGGGCCUGUGGAGAACCCAGACCUCGAAACCCCACAGGAAGGGUUUGGUUGUCAAGGUGGGUCCCUCUGAUGUGAGGUGCCAUCCUCUGAGCCCAGGUCUGACCCCCUACUCAGUCCCAUGAGUCUGGAGAGGCCCCAGGGGAGGACCCCUCAUCGGGGGCAGCUUCAGGUGUAGAAGCCGAGGGGACAGCAAGGGGCCCAGACACCCCUGGCCUUCAGAACAGCCAUCUGUGCCCAGCUCUGCAGGCCGGGGGCACCCAGCUGAGCCCAGGGCCAGCCAGUGCCACCCACCAGCUGGGGCCUGUAGGUCCGGAAGACCGUCUGUGGUUGUGGCUUUGUCACCAGAUUGCAGAGCUGAAGGGAGCCCUGUGGGUGACAAACACUAGGGGCCCCUCCAGACCCUACGUGAGGGGAGGGCCGAACAAAGCAGGGAGGCCCACGGUUAGGGACCAGGCAGAACUGCCCGGGAGAGACACAGGGACAAUCAGACCAGUGUCCUCGAGGCUAGCCUGAGAGGGAAGGGCACGGCUGAUGACCUGUCUGGUGGUUCCUCUCUGUCCCACCACUUAACUGGGAGACACUGCUCUAUUAAAACACACGGUGGCUUCCUUCA
This is a messenger RNA of Rhinopithecus roxellana (golden snub-nosed monkey), 1910 nucleotides long. It is a transcript of the gene C5H14orf180, whose product is annotated as chromosome 5 C14orf180 homolog. Bases 379 to 861 code for a protein of 160 amino acids. The transcript is spliced from 5 exons. The record is from RefSeq and is a predicted model, not a curated record. Lineage: Eukaryota; Metazoa; Chordata; Mammalia; Primates; Cercopithecidae.